This is a messenger RNA of Cryptomeria japonica (Japanese cedar), 1741 nucleotides long. RefSeq lists its product as uncharacterized. Gene Ontology annotation, biological process: protein folding in endoplasmic reticulum. Gene Ontology annotation, cellular component: EMC complex. Gene Ontology annotation, molecular function: protein binding. The transcript is spliced from 9 exons. The coding region runs from base 308 to 1219 and encodes 303 amino acids. The record is from RefSeq and is a predicted model, not a curated record. Lineage: Eukaryota; Viridiplantae; Streptophyta; Pinopsida; Cupressales; Cupressaceae.
AAAUUACACUGCUCUUUGUAUCAGAAAAAGCCGAUCGAUAUUUUCUAGGUUCGAUUCAAGGCCAAAUUGCCUUAAAUGCACUCUAGAUGCGGUAUAUAUAUAGAGAAUUUUCCGCAAAGCUCGUAUUUUGACCUUCGUAUAUCUAUUAUGCAUCCGUAGGCAAUCAAAACGGGCUGAGGAUUGUUCGAUUUGGUGCAGAAUUCUGCACUAUUUUGCAUUUUUGGUUAAAAUACCUUGGAAAUUGACAUUCUAUUCUCGAUUUAAGUAUUCCUCUAUAAGUUAGCUUAGCCGGGAAAAAUAGAAAAUAAUGGUGGGAGUUGCAGAGGAGGCCGAGUUGAAUCGGUUAGAGUCGCAGGUAGAAAAUGGAGGAGGAAAUGUUUGGGAAUAUUUGUGCCUUAUCAAGAAACUUAAAAUUAGGCGUUCGGAGAAUGUUUUACGGCACGGAUUGGUGCUGCUUAAUGAUUCCAAGAGCAGAUCUAAACUUGGCGGAGAUGUGUGGACUCUGUAUGAGCAGGUAGCCAUUGCAGCUUUGGAUUGUCGGAAUCUUGCCAUUGCAAAGGAUUAUAUUCAAACUCUCAUGAAGAAAUUUCCUGACAGCAUCAGAGUCGGAAGGUUGGAAGGAAUGUGGUUUGAAGCAAAAGGAUCCUGGGAGCAAGCAAAUAAAGUAUACUCAGGCCUGUUGGAAGAGCACCCAUUAGAUCAACAAAUUCAUAAGAGGAAAGUUGCCAUUGCUAAGGCGCAAGGCAAUUUGUUAGAAGCUGUGGAAUGUCUCAAUAAAUACCUUGAGAUAUUCAUGGCAGAUCAUGAUGCUUGGAGAGAGCUUGCGGACAUAUAUAUUUCUCUUCAAAUGUAUAAACAAGCAGCCUUUUGCUUUGAAGAGCUGAUACUUGCCCAACCAUCAAAUGCUUUGUUUCACCUAUCAUAUGCAGAGGUGCUUUAUACACUUGGUGGACUUGAAAAUUUGAAGCUUGCUAAGAAGUAUUAUGCUGCAGCGAUUGACUUCACUGGGGGAAGGAAUACACGAGCUCUAUAUGGUGUUUGCUUGUGUGGAGCAGCUAUCAAUCAAUUAGCUAAGGGCCGUAGCAGGGAAGAAAAAGAAAGCUCAGAGUUGCCGUCCCUUGCAGCAGCUGCUUUAGUCAAAGAUUACAAGCAAAGAUCACCUGAAAAGGCUCCUUUGGUUAUGUCUGUUCUUGAGCAGAUGAAAGCCAUUUCAUUAUAGUUAUGGAAAUCUUGCACUUGCUAUUUUUAUGACAUUGAGUUCGAACCUUUUUUCUUUGUAGAAGAUUACAAUGUUGUACUCUAGGCAAAAAGCAUGCCAGUGAUAAUGAUAAAGCAUUUUUUUUAAUUCUUGUUUGGCCAUCUUCAAAGCAACUGUUGGAAAACAAUUACAGGCUCUGGGGAAAAUUAAAUGAAGGGCACUGCAAGAUUUUGCCAUUGUUAACAGUGCCGUUUGAGUAUGAUUUUAUAUGUUUCACAGGCUUCUGAUGUUGGAAGAACCUACAUAUUCUGACAUGACGUGGGAAUGAUUCAUUAAAGAGAUCUGCAAUUGAGUCUUGGUGCUAGAGCAAUGCAUUAUAUUAUAACAUAUUUUGAUUCUUGAAUCAACCAAUUAGUCACCGGAAAUAAUAGCUGGCUGUCUAUGAUGAUAUUUGUUUUGCUGAAGUUGGUCAUUGGAAUUGUCCAUGUCGAAGCAACUUUGAACUCAAUUUAUUAUGAAAGAGUCUACAGACUUUGACAGCGA